Molecule: messenger RNA, 14340 nt
Organism: Fukomys damarensis (Damara mole-rat)
Lineage: Eukaryota; Metazoa; Chordata; Mammalia; Rodentia; Bathyergidae
Gene: Csmd1
Product: CUB and Sushi multiple domains 1
Exons: 70
Coding region: 3024-13694 (3556 amino acids)
Source: RefSeq, a predicted model, not a curated record
UGUUGUUUUGAUCCAUAACUUCAAGGUAACUAUUAAUAAGGGAGAUUUCUUCAAUUUAAUAUUAGUUAGGGUUCGGAAUGUCAUUUACCCUGAAUGACUCUGGUCAAUACUAUUGCAGUGAUGUUGCUUAGACUAAUAAUUCUUUUAAUAUGGCUCUUUUUAUUUUUAUUAAAGCCCAAGUGCUUGCCUAGAUCAGUUGACACUGACUUGGAGGUGAAUUGUCACUUCCCCAGGGGACCAAAAGUUGUGCCAAAGAGACAGGGCAGGGCUAUUGCUUCUACAAAGAGAAGCUAAGGAAGAUUUUUUGUGUAUGUCUUUAGCAGAAAAUUCUGUUUUCUUAUAGCUGCAGGUCUGGGAAUGGCCCCAAGGUGAGAUCAGUUGGUUCCACUUCAUGAUCCUUUCAUCUAUUUUCAUUUCUGUUUCUAUGUCUUCUGCUAGGUAUCAUGUCUUUCCACCCUGUUGCCUUUUUCUUACUAAAGAAAAGUUCCCUAAAGUUCAUUAAAGAAAUGAGGUUUAUCUAUUACUUUGUUAUAUGUUAUUUUUUUAAUUAUCCAUUGCAAAAAACUCUUUUUGGGGUUUCUUUGUAAUUCAUUGAUUUAUUAUUUUUCUUGUGUUCGAUUUAAAAUGUGUGCACACACAGCAAAGACUUCUUGAGUUGUUUUCUCCUGGAAGCAUUAUUAUUUCAUGUGUGCAUUUAAGUCUGCAACUCAGCCGGGUCGGUCUUUAUAUAUCCUGUGAGACUUGACCUGAGGCUUGCUUUUCCCACUUGGAUUUCCAGUUGUCUGGCACCAUGUGCUGCAAAGCCUGACCUCUUUCUAGUGCAUUCCAGUGGCUUUGCUGUAAAUCUGGCUUCGGAGUCUGAGUGGGCUUUUUGGAUUUCUUUCCCCUGCUGGUGGCUCUUUAACUUGGCAAAUACCCUAGUUUAAUUGCUGUAGCUUUACAAUCAGAUGCAACAAGAGGUGUGUCAAGAUCUCCAGUUUUAUUCUUUUUCAAGGUUGUCUUGGAUAUUCUUGGCCCAGACCAAAUAUAUCAGAAGCUGUCUUAGGUGUAGAAACUUAAAAACUUCUUUGUUGGUUACAAAGUGCUGCCAAGGACGAGAAUCAUUUCCUGAGAACUUUGCAGUGGAUCCCGAGUCUCUAACAGGGCCCACGGAAAAGUCGUUCUGCAGAAGGCACUGUAAAGAAAAGCACACCCUAAGCCCACCAGAAGCCAGUCCAUAGCGAAUUCUUAAGAGCUGAUACUGAUACUCUUCUGUUGAAUUUUUCCCCCUCUGACUUAUACUCAUCCUCAUUUUUUUAUUUACCGCAGAGAAGUGCUGGACAAACUAGAAAAGCUAUUUUCUUAAAAGAUCUUUCAAAACCCCCACAGCUUUAAUAUCAUCCUGUUGCGGUGUUAUUGUCAGAUUUAAAUUCUGUGGGAAAUGGGCCUCUUCUUAGUUCUUUAGUUUUAAACUCAUAAAUUCCUUUUGUUAAAGCUUUUUAAAUUGAAAUCUAGCAAACUCCCACAAGCAUUUGCUAUUACUCUGAAAUAUUUGAGCUCACUGAGACCUAGUACUGUGUUUGUUUUUAGAAUAAAAGACAGUUGGAAGUAGUUUUCUGCGUGUGCUUCCACAGUGAAAGCUGGGGUAAUGCUUGGGCUUCAGUGCUUACGCUGUGUGCAACAACCCAAGCACACCCGGGGCUUCUCUUAUAUUCUGUGUCCAAACAUUUAAACACAUUUCAAACACAAUGGUGGAGAAUGAGAGGGAAGGAGAGACUGCGGUUUCCAGGGCCUUCGUGGGCGCCAAGCUCAGGGCAGUUCGAUGUGGGAAUGGCUGCAGGCGUCACGGCUCCAGCACCUGAAGGUCUUGUCGCCCCUAGGGCAGUCCGGGCCAUCCAUGUACUGCCUGGCCCUGGUGUCUGCUCUAUCUCAUUACACGGACCAUCCCUCCGCGUGGCCAGGGCAGGCAGAAGGUGGGAGGGAGCUGAAGAGAACAAAGUUGAGUGCCCAGGGCCCACUGAGCAGGACCCUGAAGGCUGGCCUGGGCAGUGGACCCAGGAGGGAGGCAGGUGCAGCUUGUUAGGCAGGGCUGUGGUCACGGGGAAGGCACAGGUGCAGAGUGGAGCCCAAGAGGCAGGAGGAGCAGUGCAGGCCACAGGGCAGGUGGAGAAGGAGGAAGUGGGAGUGGAGGCGGGGCUGGCGGGUGAGGGCGUGGCCUUUCCCAGUUCCCUGCAGGCUCUGCUUUCACCAGAAGACACUUGAAGGAGCCACACCUUCAGUGUACAAAGAGCCCCUGCGCUCCGGAGCUGCCCCUGAGGAGCCCAGGAAAGAGGCUGCAGCCUGACUGGCUCUGCACCCAGCUCCCUGUUUCCCUUAGCACGGGGACCUAAGCUCCAGAGUCCUGUCCCCCUGCCUGAGGGGAGGAGCUGCACACCCGAGAAAGACCAGAUCCCCGAUGGCUGGGCGGACGGCCUUCUGAGGCACGCUUUCCUUCUCCGUCCUCUUUCAGGUCCCACUUGUGUAAGGGCAGUGGUAUAAUAGUAAUGGCGUCCUUCUGUUCUUGUGCUGGGCCGCUCUUCGUUUGGGGGUCACCUAGAUUAUCUUGUCCGUUACUUUUGUUUCUCUGAGGUCUCUUUCUCCUCUGCUUGCGGGGUUCCUCUUCCAGCCCCGAGGCUAAUCAGCCACAUGGUUUUCCUGGUCAUGGUACCACACCCGCGGUCAUCCGGCUGCAUCAAGGACUUGUGUGCGCGCGCGCACGGCGUGUGCUUUUUAACGGUGUUUCAUCUGUAGUUCGGUUUCCUCCAAAGAACUCAAGGAGGACAAGGCAGGUGAGCACGGUACCGUGCAGACCUUUGGCACCGAAUGCGUUGCACCUGCGUGGUAGUCUGCGCCGAUGAGACCGUGUUUGCCAGUAACAAGGCUUCCCCAGGCUGCUCGGGAAACUCCCAGGUGUGGUUCUGUCUGCCCUCCCUGUCUGUCCCUCGGCAGGACGGACUUAGCCCUCCACGUUUGUGCGUGGGGAUCCCAGUUAACUCAGGAUACGAAUGGGCCCUCCAAGCGGGGGAUCGUGGGAGACUCAGGCUGACGCUGUGUGUGUUCCCCCAGGUCAGAACUGCGGAGGCUUGGUCCAGGGCCCCAACGGCACGAUUGAGAGCCCGGGCUUCCCCCACGGCUACCCCAACUACGCCAACUGCACGUGGGUCAUCGUCACGGGGGAGCGCAGCCGCAUCCAGCUGUCUUUCCACGCCUUCGCCCUGGAAGAGGACUUCGACAUCCUGUCGGUGUACGACGGGCAGCCGCAGCAGGGGAACCUGAAAGUCAGGCUGUCCGGAUUUCAGCUGCCCUCCUCCAUCGUCAGCACAGGAUCUAUCCUAACCCUGUGGUUCACCACGGACUUUGCAGUGAGUGCCCAGGGCUUCAAGGCGCUGUAUGAAGUUUUACCGAGCCACACCUGUGGGAACCCCGGGGAGAUACUGAAAGGAGUUCUUCACGGAACAAGAUUCAACAUAGGAGACAAGAUCCGGUACAGCUGUCUCUCGGGCUACACCCUGGAGGGGCACGCAGCCCUCACGUGCAUCGUCAGCCCAGGCAGAGGCGCCUCCUGGGACUUCCCAGCCCCUUUCUGCAGAGCUGAAGGCGCAUGUGGAGGGACGCUGAGGGGAACCAGCAGCACCAUCUCGAGCCCACACUUCCCCUCAGAGUACGAGAACAACGCAGACUGCACCUGGACCAUCCUUGCUGAGCCUGGGGACACCAUUGCUCUGGUCUUCACUGACUUCCAGCUGGAGGAGGGGUACGAUUUCCUGGAGAUCAGCGGGACAGAAGCACCAUCCAUAUGGCUGACGGGCAUGAACCUCCCCUCUCCUGUUAUCAGCAGCAAGAACUGGUUACGUCUGCACUUCACAUCGGAUAGCAACCACCGGCGCAAGGGGUUCAACGCUCAGUUCCAAGUGAAAAAGGCCAUUGAGCUGAAGUCAAGAGGAGUCAAGAUGCUUCCCAGCAAGGACAGCAGCCACAAGAACUCUGUCUUGAGUCAAGGCGGCUCCUCCUCGGCCUCCGACAUGUGUCCAGACCCUGGGAUUCCAGAGAAUGGCAGGAGAGCGGGUGCUGACUUCAGGGUCGGUGCCAGUGUGCAGUUUUCCUGCGAAGACAACUACGUGCUCCAGGGUUCCAAGGCCCUCACAUGUCAGCGGGUGACGGAGACGCUUGCAGCAUGGAGUGACCACAGGCCCAUCUGCCGUGCAAGAACGUGUGGGUCCAACCUGCGUGGGCCCAGCGGCAUCAUCACCUCCCCUAACUACCCGGUUCAGUAUGAGGACAACGCACACUGCGUGUGGGUGAUCACCACCACUGACCCCGACAAGGUCAUCAAGCUCGCGUUUGAAGAGUUCGAGUUGGAAAGAGGAUACGACACGCUCACCGUGGGGGACGCUGGGAAAGUGGGGGACACCAGAUCCGUCCUGUAUGUACUCACGGGAUCCAGUGUUCCUGACCUCAUCGUGAGCAUGAGCAACCAGAUGUGGCUGCACCUGCAGUCUGACGACAGCAUCGGCUCCCCUGGGUUCAAGGCCGUUUACCAAGAAAUUGAAAAGGGGGGGUGCGGUGACCCCGGAGUCCCUGCGUAUGGGAAGCGGACGGGCAGCAGUUUCCUCCACGGGGACACGCUCACAUUCGAGUGCCAGGCCGCCUUCGAGCUGGUGGGCGAGAGGGUCAUCACCUGCCAGCAGAACAACCAGUGGUCAGGCAACAAGCCCAGCUGUGUGUUCUCCUGUUUCUUCAACUUCACGGCGUCCUCUGGCAUCAUCCUCUCCCCGAAUUACCCAGAGGAGUAUGGCAACAACAUGAACUGCGUCUGGCUGAUCAUCUCCGAGCCAGGAAGCAGGAUCCACCUCAUCUUCAAUGAUUUUGAUGUGGAGCCUCAGUUUGAUUUCCUCGCAGUCAAAGACGAUGGCAUUGCUGACACAACGGUCCUCGGCACAUUUUCCGGCAACGAAGUGCCUGCCCAGCUGGCCAGCAGCGGGCACAUAGUGCGCCUGGAGUUCCAGUCUGAUCACUCCACCACUGGCAGAGGGUUCAACAUCACCUACACCACAUUUGGGCAAAAUGAGUGUCACGACCCAGGCAUCCCUAUAAACGGGCGGCGUUUUGGUGAGAGGUUUCUCCUCGGGAGCUCAGUGUCCUUCCACUGCGAUGACGGGUUUGUGAAGACGCAGGGCUUGGAGUCCAUCACCUGCAUCCUGCAGGAUGGGAAUGUGGUGUGGAGCUCCGCCGUGCCCCGCUGCGAAGCCCCAUGCGGUGGACAUCUGACGGCAUCCAGUGGGGUCAUUCUGCCUCCCGGAUGGCCCGGAUAUUACAAAGAUUCUUUAAACUGUGAAUGGAUCAUUGAAGCAAAACCAGGACAUUCCAUCAAAAUUACCUUCGACAGGUUCCAGACAGAGGUCAACUACGACACCCUGGAGGUCAGGGACGGCCCUGCCGGCUCCGCGCCCCUGAUCGGGGAGUACCACGGCACGCAGGCACCCCAGUUCCUCAUCAGUACCGGCAACUACAUGUACCUGCUGUUCAGCACCGACAGCAGCCGCUCCAGUGUGGGCUUCCUCAUCCACUACGAGAGCGUGACCCUCGAGUCGGACUCCUGCCUCGACCCGGGCAUCCCCGUGAACGGCCAUCGGCACGGCAGUGACUUCGGCAUCAGGUCCACGGUGACCUUCAGCUGUGACCCUGGCUACACCCUGAGCGACGAGGAGCCCCUGGUGUGCGAGAGGAACCACCAGUGGAACCACGCGCUGCCCAGCUGCGACGCCCUGUGUGGAGGUUACAUUCAUGGGAAGAGUGGAACAGUCCUAUCUCCUGGGUUUCCAGACUUUUAUCCCAACUCCCUCAACUGCACGUGGACCAUUGAAGUGUCUCAUGGAAAGGGGGUGCAAAUGAUCUUCCACACCUUCCACCUGGAAAGCUCCCAUGACUUCCUCCUCAUCACUGAGGAUGGCAGCUUCUCCCAGCCGGUGGCCAGGCUCACAGGCUCUGUGCUGCCCCACACCAUCAAGGCUGGCUUGUUUGGAAACUUCACUUCUCAGCUGCGCUUCAUUUCAGACUUCUCCAUUUCCUAUGAGGGCUUCAACAUCACCUUUUCAGAGUACGACCUGGAGCCCUGUGAUGACCCUGGCGUCCCUGCCUUCAGCCGCAGGAUCGGCUUCCACUUCGGCGUCGGGGACGCGCUGGCUUUCUCCUGCUUCCCCGGCUACCGCCUCGAAGGUGCGGCCGAGCUGACGUGCCUGGGUGGGGGCCGCCGUGUGUGGAGCGCACCUCUUCCCAGACUUAUUGCUGAAUGCGGAGCAAGUGUGAAAGGCAAUGAAGGAACAUUACUGUCUCCAAAUUUCCCGUCCAAUUACGAUAAUAACCACGAGUGUAUCUAUAAGAUAGAAACAGAAGCUGGCAAGGGGAUCCACCUCCGCGCUCGGAGUUUCCAGCUGUUCGAGGGCGAUACCCUAAAGGUUUACGAUGGAAAAGACAGCUCCUCGCAUCUGCUGGGAAGCUUCAGCAAGAACGAGCUGCUGGGGCUGACCCUCAACAGCACCUCCAACCACCUGUGGCUGGAGUUCAACAGCAACAGCUCGGACACGGACCGCGGCUUCCAGCUCACCUACACGAGCUUUGAUCUGAUCAAGUGCAAGGACCCUGGCAGCCCCAACUACGGCUACCGGAUCCGUGACGAGGGCCACUUCACAGACACCGUGGUCCUGUACAGCUGCAACCCUGGCUAUGCCAUGCAUGGCAGCAGCACGCUCACCUGCCUCAGUGGGGACCGGAGGGUGUGGGACAAGCCAGUGCCCUCCUGUGUAGCGGAAUGUGGAGGUCACAUCCACACAGCUACAUCCGGUCGCAUCUUGUCCCCUGGCUACCCGGCCCCCUACGACAACAACCUGCACUGCACCUGGACCGUGGAGGCCGACCCGGGAAGGACCAUCAGCCUGCACUUCAUUGUGUUCGACACGGAGCUGGCGCACGACAUCCUCAAGGUGUGGGACGGCCCGGUGGACAGCGCCAUCCUCCUGAAGGAGUGGAGCGGCUCGGCGCUGCCCGAGGAGAUCCACAGCACCUUCAACUCGCUCACGCUGCAGUUCGACAGCGACUUCUUCAUCAGCAAGUCUGGCUUCUCCAUCCAGUUCUCAACCUCGGUUGCAUCCACUUGCAAUGACCCAGGGCUGCCCCAGAACGGCACCCGCUACGGAGACAGCCGGGAGCCAGGGGACACCCUCACCUUCCAGUGUGACCCGGGGUACCAGCUCCAAGGACAAGCCAAGGUCACCUGUGUGCAGCUCAACAACCGGUUCUUCUGGCAGCCAGACCCGCCCAUGUGCAUAGCUGCCUGCGGCGGGAACCUGACUGGCCCCUCGGGAGUCAUUCUGUCCCCCAACUACCCGCAGCCCUACCCCUCUGGCAAGGAGUGCGACUGGAGAGUAAAGGUGAACCCCGACUUCGUCAUCGCCUUGAUCUUCAGAAGCUUCAGUAUGGAGCCCAGCUACGACUUCCUGCACAUCUAUGAGGGCGAGGACUCCAAUAGCCCGCUCAUCGGGAGUUUCCAGGGCUCCCAGGCCCCGGACAGAAUCGAGAGCAGCGGGAAUAGCCUUUUCCUGGCAUUUCGGAGCGACGCUUCCGUGGGCUUGUCCGGGUUCGCUAUUGAAUUUAAAGAGAAGCCGCGGGAAGCUUGCUUUGACCCUGGGAACAUCAUGAACGGCACCAGAGUUGGCAUCGACUUCAAACUGGGCUCCACUGUCACCUACCAGUGCGACUCUGGCUACAAGAUCAUGGAGCCUUCGUCCAUCAGCUGUGUGAUCGGGGCUGACGGGAAGCCGUCCUGGGACCACAUCCUGCCCUCUUGCACAGCUCCGUGUGGAGGCCAGUACUCGGGGUCCGAAGGGGUGGUCCUGUCCCCCAACUACCCACACAACUACACUGCGGGCCAGACCUGCCGCUACACCAUAACUGUGCCAAAGGAAUUUGUGGUGUUUGGACAGUUCGCCUACUUCCAGACAGCACUCAACGAUCUGGCAGAGCUCUUUGACGGGACCCAUCCCCAGGCCAGGCUGCUGAGCUCCCUCUCGGGGUCUCACUCAGGUGAAACCUUGCCUUUAGCCACGUCCAAUCAGAUCCUCCUGCAAUUCAGUGCGAAUAGCGGUGCAUCUGCCAGGGGCUUCCACUUUCUGUAUCAAGCUGUUCCCCGGACCAGUGACACACAGUGCAGCUCCAUCCCUGAGCCCAGAUAUGGCAGGAGGAUCGGAUCUGACUUCUCUGCAGGCUCCAUCGUUCGAUUUGAGUGCAACCCCGGGUACCUGCUGCAAGGCUCUGCGGCCAUCCGCUGCCGGGCAGUGCCCAAUGCACUGGCACAGUGGAACGACUCCAUCCCAAGCUGCGUGGUUCCCUGCAGUGGCAAUUUCACCCAGCGGAGAGGCACAAUCCUGUCCCCCGGCUACCCUGAGCCCUAUGGCAACAACCUGAACUGCGUGUGGAGGAUUGUGGUGACUGAGGGGUCCGGGAUUCAGAUCCAAGUGAUCAGCUUCGCCACGGAGCAGAACUGGGACUCACUGGAGAUCCAUGACGGGGGAGACCCGAGCGCCCCAAGACUGGGCAGCUUCUCAGGGACCACGGUGCCUGCCUUGCUGAACAGCACCUCCAAUCAGCUGUACCUGCGCUUUCAGUCCGACAUCAGCGUGGCUGCCGCCGGCUUCCACCUGGAGUACAAGACCGUAGGCCUGACUGCAUGCCAAGAGCCAGCCCUGCCCAGCAACGGCAUCAGAAUCGGGGACCGCUACAUGGUGAACGACGUGCUGUCCUUCCAGUGUGAGCCGGGCUACACCCUGCAGGGCCGUUCCCACAUCUCCUGCAUGCCCGGGACCGUGCGUCGCUGGAACUACCCGUCCCCACUCUGCAUUGCCACCUGCGGAGGGACACUGACCAGCCCUGGGGGUGUGAUCCUGAGCCCCGGCUUUCCUGGCUCCUAUCCCAACAACCUGGACUGCACCUGGAAGAUCUCACUGCCCAUCGGUUACGGCGCCCAUAUUCAGUUCCUGAAUUUCUCCACCGAGGCGAACCAUGACUACCUUGAGGUCCAGAACGGGCCCGCCCCCAGCAGCCCAAUGAUUGGGCAGUUCAGCGGCACCGACCUGCCCGUGGCCCUGCUCAGCACCACGCACGAGACGCUCAUCCGCUUCUACAGCGACCACUCGCAGAACCGGCAGGGGUUCAAACUCUCCUACCAAGCCUAUGAGUUACAGAACUGCCCGGAGCCGCCCCCCUUCCAGAACGGGUAUAUGAUCAACUCCGACUACAGCGUGGGCCAGUCCAUCUCAUUUGAGUGCUACCCGGGGUACAUCCUGAUAGGCCACCCUGUCCUCACCUGUCAGCAUGGGACCAACAGAAACUGGAACUACCCCUUCCCACGGUGCGACGCUCCUUGUGGGUAUAACGUGACAUCCCAGAAUGGCACCAUUUAUUCCCCGGGCUUCCCCGAUGAGUACCCCAUCCUGAAGGACUGCGUCUGGCUCAUCACCGCUCCCCCAGGGCACGGGGUGUACAUCAACUUCACCUUGCUGCAGACCGAGGCUGUGAACGACUACAUCGCCGUCUGGGAUGGUCCGGACCAGAGUGCGCCCCAACUGGGUGUGUUCAGUGGGAACACAGCGCUGGAGACAGCCUACAGCUCCACCAACCAGGUCCUGCUCAAGUUCCACAGUGACUUCUCCAAUGGAGGCUUCUUUGUGCUCAAUUUUCACGCGUUUCAGCUGAAGAAGUGCCCGCCGCCCCCCACGGUGCCCCACGCAGACAUGCUGACGGAGGAUGAGGACUUCGAAAUAGGCGACUUCGUGAAGUACCAGUGCCACCCUGGGUUCACCCUGUCGGGGAGCGACACACUGACCUGCAAGCUCAGCUCCCAGCUGCAGUUUGAAGGCCCGCCCCCCACCUGUGAAGCACAGUGCCCGGCGAACGAAGUCCGGACAGAGUCCUCCGGCGUAAUCCUGAGCCCAGGGUAUCCAGGAAACUAUUUUAACUCCCAGACGUGCUCUUGGAGUAUUAAAGUGGAGCCAACCUUUAACAUUACCAUCUUUGUGGACACCUUUCAAAGUGAAAAGCAGUUUGACUCACUGGAAGUAUUUGAUGGAUCUUCUGGGCAGAGUCCUCUGCUCGUGGUCUUAAGCGGGAACCACACCGAGCAGUCCAACUUCACCAGCAGGGGCAGUCAGCUCUUCCUCCGCUGGUCCACUGACCACGCGACCAGCAAGAAAGGCUUCAAGAUCCGCUACACAGCCCCGUACUGCAGCCUGAGCUCCACGCUGAAGAAUGGCGGCGUUGUGAACAGGACGGCGGGGGCGGUCGGCAGCACAGUGCGCUACUUCUGCAGGCCUGGGUACCGCAUGGUGGGCCGCGGCAGCGCCACCUGCAGCCGGAACCCCGUGGGCACGUACCAGUGGGACUCCCUCGCCCCCGCCUGCCAGGCUGUGUCCUGUGGCAUCCCAGAGCCCCCGGGAAAUGGCUCAUUCACGGGCAAUGAGUUCACGCUGGACAGGAAAGUCCUAUACGAAUGUAACGAGGGCUUCAGGCUGGAAGCCAGUCAGCAAGCAAGUGCAGUGUGUCGGGAGGAUGGCUUGUGGAGCAACAGGGGGAAGCCGCCUGCUUGUAAGCCGGUUCCGUGCCCCAGCAUCGAGGCGCAGCUGUCAGAACACAUCCUCUGGAGGCUGGUGUCCGGGGCACUGGACGAGUAUGGAGCCCAGGUCCUGCUGAGCUGCAGCCCAGGCUACUACCUGGAGGGCCGCAGGCUGCUGCAGUGCCAGGCCAACGGCACGUGGAGCGGAGCAGAGGAGCGGCCCCGGUGCAGAGUUGUCUCCUGCGGGAGCUUGUCCUUUCCCCCGAAUGGUAACAAGAUUGGGACGCUGACCAUUUAUGGGGCCACUGCCAUCUUCACCUGCAACACGGGCUACACCUUGGUAGGAUCGCACGUGCGCGAGUGCUUGGCCAACGGCCUCUGGAGCGGCUCGGAGACACGCUGCCUGGCCGGCCACUGCGGCUCCCCAGACCCCAUCGUGAAUGGCCACAUCAGUGGGGAUGGCUUCAGCUACAGGGACACAGUGGUCUACCAGUGCAACCCCGGCUUCCGGCUGGUGGGGACGUCCGUCAGGAUCUGCCUGCAGGACCACAAGUGGUCUGGACAGACCCCUGUCUGUGUCCCCAUCACCUGUGGCCACCCCGGGAACCCCGCCCAUGGGGUCACCAACGGCAGCGAGUUCAACCUGAACGACCUUGUGAACUUCACUUGCAACACAGGCUACCUGCUGCAGGGGGCCGCGCGCGCCCAGUGCCGGAGCAGCGGGCAGUGGAGCAGCCCCCUGCCCACCUGCCGAGUGGUGAACUGUUCAGACCCAGGCUUCGUGGACAGUGCCAUUCGACACGGGCAGCAGAAUUUCCCAGAGAGCUUCGAGUUUGGCACCAGUGUCCUGUAUCACUGCAAGAAGGGCUUCUACCUGCUGGGGUCUUCGGCCUUGACCUGCACAGCCAGCGGCCUGUGGGACCGCUCUCUGCCCAAGUGUCUAGCCAUCUCCUGCGGGCACCCUGGGGUCCCCGCCAACGCCAUGUUGACUGGGGAGCUAUUCACCUUCGGCGCCACAGUUCAGUACUCAUGCAAGGGGGGCCGGAGUCUCACCGGCAACAGCACCAGAGUCUGCCAGGAAGACAGCCACUGGAGCGGCUCGCUGCCCCACUGCUCAGGAAGUAGCCCCGGGUUCUGUGGCGACCCGGGGACCCCCGCACACGGCUCUCGGCUUGGGGAUGAAUUUAAGACCAAGAGUCUCCUGCGCUUCUCCUGCGAGAUGGGCUACCAGCUGCGGGGCUCUGCCGAACGCACGUGCCUGCCCGAUGGGUCCUGGUCCGGGACACAGCCCGUGUGUGAGGCCGUGUCCUGUGGGAAUCCCGGCACACCCACCCAUGGCCGCAUCGUCAGCAGCGACGGCGUCCUUUUCUCCAGCUCUGUGGUCUACGCGUGCUGGGAUGGCUACAAGACCUCUGGGCUCACCACGCGGCACUGCACAGCCAACGGGACCUGGACCGGCACUGCUCCAGACUGCACAAUUAUCAGCUGUGGAAACCCAGGCACACUGCCCAACGGCGUACAGUUUGGGACUGAUUUCACCUUCAACAAGACUGUGAGCUACCAGUGCAACCCUGGCUACCUGAUGGAACCUGCCACGGCCUCCACCAUCCACUGUACCAAAGACAGCACGUGGAACCAGAGCAAGCCUGUCUGCAAAGCUGUCCUGUGCAGCCAGCCCCCGCCCGUGCCCCACGGGAAGGUGGAGGGCACCGACUUCCGCUGGGGCUCCAGCAUCAGUUACAGCUGUGUGGACGGCUACCAGCUGUCCCACUCCGCCAUCCUCUCCUGUGAAGGGCACGGGGUGUGGAAAGGAGAGGCCCCCCAGUGCCUGCCUGUGUUCUGCGGAGACCCUGGGAUCCCGGCCGAGGGACACAUCAGUGGGAAGAGCUUCACAUUCAAGUCUGAGGUCUUCUUCCAGUGCAAGGUGCCCUUCAUACUGGUGGGGUCAUCAAGGAGAACUUGCCAGGCGGAUGGCACCUGGAGUGGCAUUCAGCCCACCUGCAUAGAUCCUGCACAUAACACCUGCCCCGAUCCUGGGACCCCACACUUUGGAAUACAGAAUAGCUCUAGAGGAUAUGAGGUGGGGAGUACCGUCUUCUUCAGGUGCAGGAAAGGCUACCAUGUCCAGGGCUCCACCACGCGGACCUGCCUCGCCAACCUCACCUGGAGCGGCACGCAAACCGAGUGCUCUCCUCAUUCAUGCAGGCAACCAGAAACUCCGGCACAUGCAGAUGUGCGAGCCAUCGAUCUGCCUGCGUUUGGCUACACCCUGGUGUACACGUGCCACCCCGGCUUCUUCCUUGCAGGCGGAUCUGAACACAGGACAUGUAAAGCAGACAUGAAGUGGACAGGGAAGUCCCCUGUGUGUAAAAGUAAAGGAGUCAGAGAAGUUAAUGAAACAGUUACUAAAACUCCAGUUCCCUCCGAUGUAUUUUUCGUCCAUUCGGUGUGGAAAGGAUACUAUGAAUAUUUAGGCAAGAGACAGCCUGCGACUCUGACUGUGGAUGGGUUCAACGCGACCAGCAGCAAGGUGAACGCGACCUUCAGGACAGCCCCGCAGGUGCAGCUGGACCUGACAGGGGUCUACAAGAAGGAAGAGGCUCACUUACUGCUGAAAGCCUUUCAGAUGAAAGGCCAGGUGGACAUCUUUGUGAGCAAGUUUGAGAAUGACAACUGGGGCCUGGAUGGUUACGUGUCCUCAGGGCUCGAGAGGGGAGGAUUCACUUUUCAAGGAGACAUCCAUGGGAAAGACUUUGGGAAAUUCAAGCUAGAAAGGCAAGAUCCCUCAAACCCUGAUCAAGACCCUUCGAAUCAUUACCAUGGCACCAGCAGCGGCUCCGUGGCAGCAGCCAUCCUGGUUCCCUUCUUUGCUCUUAUCUUAUCAGGAUUUGCAUUUUACCUCUACAAACACAGAACAAGACCAAAAGUUCAAUACAAUGGCUAUGCGGGACAUGAAAGCAGCAACGGGCAGGCCUCCUUUGAAAACCCCAUGUACGACACGAACUUAAAGCCCACAGAGGCCAAGGCCGUGCGCUUUGACACGACUCUGAACACAGUGUGCACGGUGGUAUAGCCCCGGGUGCCAGCCUGACUCAUAGCCAUACCUCUGAAGGACAAGCAGCAACUCCUCUGGUGCCACAGACCACACUUCCUUCUACUCUUGCUUUGCUGCAGCGCCUCGUCCAGUCCAUCGUCUUCUGGGGUCCGCGUGGCGGGAACCCCACCCACCCCUCGUGGCACAGUCUCCUGAGGCCCAGACUGCAGACGUGGAUUUCUCACAAGCCGCUGAGACCCAGGCCCGCUCCGGGGAGAAAUCCGAGUCCCGUGACCCACGAGCUCCGCCCCAGACUCCAGAUCUCGGCGCGCUGGGUGCCUUUCCAUGCAACCUCGGGCGCGCGGAGGUGUCCUGCAGGUACAGCGACAACACAGCAGCACCGCAAGCCAAGUCUUAACUUUCCUUUGAGUCCCCAUGGACACAGAUGCCCUAGAAGGUAAAGAAGGUUUUCUUGAGGAAGAUGCCUUCCUAACAGAUGCACACACCUGCGAAUGCUCCACUCUGUCCUUCCCGACACCCAGCGAGCUUUGAGGACCUCCCGGCUCCGAACGUCCACCGCAAGGGACAUUCGCCAGUCUCCCGCCAGCUGUCCUACUGCAGAAUUUUUGAUGCACAAUUUUUUGCACUAGGGUGUUAUGAACGAUGGAGUAACAUUCUGAUAAAA